AUGGACGAUUUUGUCCCUUCGCUUUUUGAUGAAGACACGUUAGUUGAGGUACCCGACCCUGUCUCUAAGCCUCGCAGAGGUAGGAAAGCAGGUCAAAAAAAUCUACCUGUUGAUGAUAAAUUGAUAAAAGCUAAAGCGAUUUCAUUGGCUCAGAGCUUAGGGUUGAAAACGUUUGUUGCUAGUACUAAUUGGUUUAGUAAGUUCAAGAAAAGGAAUAAUGUAAGAAGAUUAAAACAACACGGUGAAUCUCGGUGUGUUGAUCUUGAGAUUGUCGAGAAUUGGUUUCUUAAAUUACCUGAUAUUAUCAAAGAUUUUGAAGAUGAUUGUAUUUAUAACGCUGAUGAAUCGAGUUUCUAUUGGAAAGCUUUACCAACAUCAUCGUAUCUAACAAAAGGAAGUGAUCAACACGGGAUCAAGCAAUCUAAGCUCAGAGUAUCGGUAAUGUUUUGUUGUAAUCGUUUUGGUAGCAAAGAGAGGAUAUUGGUUAUUGGUUUUCGUGCUCGUCCUCAUUGUUUCAAAAAGGUUAAUUAUGAUCUAUCAUCAAUCGAUGUAAAUUAUAAGUUCAAUAGCUCGAGUUACAUGACAGCAAGUUUAUUCAAUGAGUGGCUAGUUGAGUGGGAUAAUCAGUUGAUUGAAGAUAAAAAAAAGAUUCUAUUAUUUGUUGACAAUUGCCCAUCACAUAAAUUAACAGAAACAUUGAAAAAUAUUGUUGUGAUCAAAUUACCACCCAACACAACAUCACACUGCCAACCUUUAGAUUGUGGUAUUAUCGCUAAUGUAAAGACUUUAUAUCGGUCGAAAAUAAUACAGCGAAUUGCUCCUUCGAUUGAAAAUGAAAUUAAUUUGCUAGAUUGUCUCAAAAAUUUACAAUUAAUUGAUGGAAUUCAAAUAUUAAGAGAUUGUUGGUUCGAAGUUAAAGCAAAAACUAUUGUAAAUUGUUUCACUAAAGCUGGAUUUCCAUUAAAAUAGAUGAACUCUAAUAGAUGUCGCUUCAUGUAAAAAAUACAUCACAAGUG
This is a messenger RNA of Panonychus citri (citrus red mite), 1016 nucleotides long. RefSeq names its product tigger transposable element-derived protein 6-like. Gene Ontology annotation, cellular component: nucleus. NCBI's taxonomy places the organism in Eukaryota, Metazoa, Arthropoda, Arachnida, Trombidiformes, Tetranychidae. The record is from RefSeq and is a predicted model, not a curated record. Gene Ontology annotation, molecular function: DNA binding. The transcript is spliced from 2 exons. Bases 1 to 969 code for a protein of 322 amino acids.